Messenger RNA from Bufo bufo (common toad), 1431 nucleotides. RefSeq names its product calcium binding protein 39 like (gene CAB39L). The transcript has 9 exons. Gene Ontology annotation, biological process: intracellular signal transduction. NCBI's taxonomy places the organism in Eukaryota, Metazoa, Chordata, Amphibia, Anura, Bufonidae. Bases 282 to 1286 code for a protein of 334 amino acids. The record is from RefSeq and is a predicted model, not a curated record. Gene Ontology annotation, molecular function: protein serine/threonine kinase activator activity.
CUUCAGCAGAGAGAGCUGGUUCAACCAGAAGCAGGACCGCCUAUAUCAGAUAGAACAAGAGCCAUUCUGAGCCCUGGAAACCUGGAGUGGAAAUUUCCAGCUGCUCUCCACCACUGCAAGCCAUCGAUUAGGUGCAGAUCGUCCAGGGGAUGCUCAUCGGAGGACAGAGCCGGGGAUAUGUAAUGCGUCCCGGCACUGGAUAAAGCCUUUCUCGAACAACACUGUCUCGGAGGUUUGUCGGGAUACUUUUACAUUGAUACAGAACAGGAAAAACGAACAAAAUGCCAUUAUUCAGCAAAUCACACAAGAAUCCUGCAGAAAUAGUGAAAACUCUGAAGGAAAACAUGGCCAUAUUAGAAAAGCAGGACAAGAAGACGGAGAAAGCUUCUGAAGAGGUGUCCAAAUCACUUCAAGCCACAAAGGAAAUUUUGUGCGGAACUGGAGACAAGGAGCCUCAGACGGAAACCGUGGCUCAGCUAGCACAAGAGCUGUACAACAGUGGCCUGCUAGUGACCCUAAUAACCAACCUGCACCUCAUAGACUUUGAGGGUAAGAAGGAUGUGUCACAGAUAUUCAACAAUAUCUUGAGAAGACAGAUUGGCACACGCUUGCCCACAGUGGAGUAUAUUAGUUCCCAUCAACAUAUCCUCUUUGUGCUAUUGAAAGGGUAUGAAUCCCCUCAAGUGGCUUUGCAUUGUGGGAUAAUGCUUCGUGAGUGCGUCCGUCACGAGCCGCUUGCCAAAACCGUCCUGUACUCUGAGCAGUUUGAAAACUUCUUUAAAUAUGUGGAAAUGUCAACAUUCGACAUAGCUUCCGAUGCCUUUGCUACAUUUAAGGACUUGCUCACACGGCACAAGCUGAUAGUAGCUGAAUUUCUAGAACAGAACUACGAUAGAAUAUUUAAUGACUAUGAAAAGCUUCUACACUCUGAGAACUAUGUAACUAAAAGGCAGUCAUUGAAGCUGCUGGGGGAGCUAAUCCUGGACCGACACAACUUUCCCAUCAUGACAAAGUACAUCAGCAAACCCGAAAAUCUGAAGCUGAUGAUGAAUCUGCUGAGAGACAAGAGCCCCAACAUCCAGUUUGAAGCGUUCCAUGUGUUUAAGGUAUUUGUAGCAAAUCCAAACAAAACGCAGCCCAUCGUGGACAUCCUGCUAAAAAACCAGACCAAGUUAAUUGAGUUCCUGAGCAGUUUCCAAAAGGAGAGGACGGAUGAUGAACAAUUCUCAGAUGAAAAGAACUACUUGAUCAAACAGAUCCGAGACUUGAAAAAACCCAGCCCAUGAUGAUCUCCCGCACUGCAUCCACCACCGAUCAUCUGAUUAAGUGUUUUACGGAAUUGUCAUGGCAUUGUCAGUGCCUACGUUUUUGUUUCUGUUUAGUUUCUUAGCUGCCAAGAGUAUAAAGGUUUUAUAUUAAAACUUAAAAAAA